AUCCAGUGCUAGCCGCCCCAAAAGUAAACGCUUCACUGGGAAUUCUUAUUUUUCAUCAUAAACAAUAAUAACACCCCAACAAAGCCCCUUUGCCUUCUUUUUGUCUUUGUUGUUUCUCUUUUUUCUUGUUAAAACUGACCAUUAUAACAAUAUAAUAUAAUUAUAAUAAACAACUAAAACGUCACUCAGGAAAUGCACUCUUUCUCUUUCUGUAGCUGAGGUCAAUGCGAUGUUUACUGCAAACUUCCAUCUUGUACAAGCUUAAGCAAGACCAAAUAAUGAUGUACUUGGGCAACUUUUUCUCUUCCAUACGUCUUCUUCUUGUUCUUCUUCUUUCUUGUUUCCUAUGAUGAUUGAUGACAAAGAGACCUCUCGAGGUGCUUCAGCUUCAAGACCAACAGCUUUUUCCAUGCUUCAUUUGCUCCUGAAUCUUCUUUUAUUACUUUUACAGUCUUUCUUCUUUGUCUCUCCUUCUCAAGCAGCCUGUGAUCAAAACGAUAGGGUUUUUCUCUUGGCCUUUCAGUCCAACAUAACAGCGCCAUCUUCAUCUCCCUUGAAUUGGUCUACCACUACAGAUUGUUGCUUCUGGGAAGGAGUAGCUUGUGAUGGUCCAGAUUCUGGUCGAGUCAGUCAGCUGUGGCUACCCUCUAGAGGCCUUACUGGUCAUCUGUCAACAUCUCUUUUAAACCUCACACUUUUAACCCGUCUUAAUUUUUCCCAUAAUCGGUUCACUGGAUUUCUCCCCUCUGGGUUUUUUUCUUCCCUCAAUCACCUUCAAGUUCUUGAUCUCAGCUACAACAGUCUCUAUGGGGAACUGCCUCUGGAUUUCAUUUCAGAUGAUAACAGCAGCCUCAGCCCUAUCCAGACUCUGGAUUUAUCCAGCAACCACUUCUCAGGGACCAUCCGGUCCAAUUCUGUUCUUCAAGCAGCCCUGAAUUUGACUAUUUUCAAUGUGAGCAACAAUACCUUAACAGGCCAGGUUCCGUCCUGGAUCUGCAUCAAUACUUCCCUCACAAUCUUGGAUUUGUCUUACAACAAACUUGAUGGCAAAAUUCCCACUGGACUUGACAAGUGUUCCAAGCUGCAGAUCUUUCGUGCAGGUUUUAAUAAUCUGUCCGGGACACUUCCUGCUGAUAUUUACAGUGUUAGCUCACUCGAGCAACUAUCCUUACCGCUCAAUCACUUUUCUGGGGGGAUCCGAGAUGCCAUUGUCCAACUCGACAAGCUCACCAUCCUUGAACUUUUUUCCAAUGAAUUUGAAGGCCCCAUCCCGAAAGACAUAGGCCAGCUUUCCAAGUUGGAACAGCUGCUGCUUCACAUCAACAACUUCACUGGUUAUCUGCCACCAUCUCUCAUGAGCUGCACCAAUCUUGUCACUUUGAACUUGCGGGUUAACCAUCUAGAAGGAGACCUCUCAGCCUUCAAUUUCUCCACCCUGCAACGCCUUAACACUCUUGAUCUUGGCAACAAUAACUUUACAGGUACCUUGCCUUUAAGUCUUUAUUCUUGCAAGUCAUUAACUGCUGUAAGAUUGGCUAGUAACCAGCUAGAGGGACAGAUAUCACCGGCCAUACUUGCUCUGCGAUCUUUAUCAUUCCUUUCAAUUUCUACUAAUAAACUAACCAAUAUUACCGGGGCAAUAAGGAUUUUGAAGGAAGUCAAGAACCUUACUACUCUCAUCCUCACUAAGAACUUCAUGAAUGAAGCAAUACCCAAUGAUGAAAAUAUAAUAGGAGAAGGCUUUCAAAAUCUUCAGAUUUUGGCUCUAGGAGGUUGCAACUUCACUGGUCAAGUCCCCAAAUGGCUAGCUAAGCUGAAGAAUCUAGAGGUGCUAGACCUGUCCCAAAAUAGAAUCAGUGGUUUAAUUCCUAGUUGGUUGGGCAGCCUACCAAACCUUUUUUACAUAGACUUGUCUGCUAACUUAAUAUCAGGAGAGUUCCCCAAGGAACUAACAAGCCUGUGGGCACUGGCAACGCAAGAGUCCAAUAAUCAAGUAGAUAGAAGUUACCUGGAGCUCCCAGUGUUUGUUAUGCCUAAUAAUGCCACCAGUCAGCAGCUGUAUAACCAGCUCUCCAGCCUUCCACCGGCUAUUUAUCUGAGAAACAACAACCUCAGUGGCAACAUCCCUGAGGCGAUUGGCCAAUUGAGAUUUCUUCAUGUGUUAGAUCUCAGCCAGAAUGACUUUUCUGGCAGUAUUCCAGAACAAUUAUCAAAUCUCACAAACUUGGAAAAGUUGGAUCUGUCUGGCAAUCGGCUUUCUGGCCAAAUUCCUGAAUCAUUAAGAGGUCUGUACUUUUUGUCUUCAUUCAGUGUGGCAUAUAACAAUCUUCAGGGACCAAUACCAUCUGGAGGUCAGUUUGAUACUUUUACCAGCUCCAGUUUUGAAGGGAACCCAGGUCUAUGUGGUUCAAUUGUGCAGCGCAUUUGCCCCAAUGCCGGAGCUGCUCAUUCUCCCACUCUGCCAAAACGCUUAAACACAAAACUUAUCAUUGGGCUUGUACUUGGAAUCUGUUCUGGUACUGGUUUGGUUAUUACUGUUCUAGCAUUGUGGAUACUGUCCAAGAGAAGGAUUAUUCCAGGAGGAGACACCGACAAGAUUGAACUAGAUACACUUUCCUGCAACUCAUAUUCUGGAGUUCAUCCGCAGACUGACAAGGAUGCUAGCCUUGUUAUGCUGUUCCCAAACAAAACCAACGAAGUCAAGGAUCUCACCAUAUUUGAACUCCUGAAAGCAACUGACAAUUUCAACCAAGAAAACAUCAUUGGCUGCGGGGGUUUUGGUUUGGUUUACAAAGCAAUAUUAGCAGAUGGGACCAAACUUGCAGUUAAGAAGCUCUCGGGAGAUUUCGGCCUGAUGGAGAGGGAAUUCAAAGCUGAGGUAGAAGCACUAUCAACAGCUCAACAUGAAAACCUGGUGUCCCUGCAAGGUUAUUGUGUACACGAAGGGUUUCGGCUAUUAAUAUAUUCCUAUAUGGAGAAUGGAAGUUUAGACUACUGGUUACAUGAGAAAGAGAAUGGUCCAUCCCAGUUAGAUUGGCAAACUCGACUGAAGAUUGCUAGGGGAGCAAGUAACGGACUGGCUUACAUGCAUCAGAUAUGUGAGCCACACAUUGUUCACCGAGACAUCAAAUCGAGCAAUAUCCUUCUUGAUGACAAGUUUGAGGCACAUGUUGCAGAUUUUGGAUUGUCACGACUGAUUCUUCCUUAUCACACUCAUGUUACAACUGAGCUUGUUGGUACUUUGGGUUAUAUUCCUCCAGAAUAUGGGCAAGCAUGGGUAGCCACUUUGAGAGGGGAUGUGUACAGUUUUGGGGUUGUCAUGCUUGAGCUGCUCACUGGCAAAAGGCCUGUUGAUAUGUCUAGGCCAAAAACAUCAAGAGAGUUGGUUUCCUGGGUGCAGAGAUUGAGGAGCGAGGGCAAGCAAGAUGAAGUCUUCGAUCCACUCCUGAAAGGAAAAGGUUCUGAUGAAGAGAUGCUGCAGGUGUUGGAUGUGGCCUGCCUGUGCAUCAACCAGAAUCCUUUCAAGAGGCCAACUAUCCAGGAAGUUGUUGAGUGGCUCAAGGGUGUUGGAACAAUCAAUAGAAACCAAAAUAAAGAUUCGUGAAAAGUGCUGUUCAUUGCUUUUUACGAAACAGAUACGUAUACCUGCACAAAAUGUCUGAAUCAGUUUAUGCAUACUUUUGCUUUUUUUAUUUUUAAUUGUGUAAAUAAAAUUUACCCAAUCAUAAUACUUCAGCUGUACAAAAAGAAGAAAUCGCAAUUAAGUAGAGACUAUAGUUCCAGGGUCGCAACUGUAACCUUUUGUCAGAUAGGUAAUUAGUCUUCCGUAUGUUAAAAGAAAGAUAGUUUCUUAGCUGCGGCA
This is a messenger RNA of Gossypium raimondii (Peruvian cotton), 3862 nucleotides long. RefSeq names its product tyrosine-sulfated glycopeptide receptor 1. Lineage: Eukaryota; Viridiplantae; Streptophyta; Magnoliopsida; Malvales; Malvaceae. The record is from RefSeq and is a predicted model, not a curated record. Gene Ontology annotation, biological process: protein phosphorylation. Gene Ontology annotation, molecular function: ATP binding; protein kinase activity; receptor serine/threonine kinase binding.